Messenger RNA from Colletotrichum scovillei, 1245 nucleotides. RefSeq lists its product as uncharacterized. The coding region runs from base 1 to 1245 and encodes 414 amino acids. The record is from RefSeq and is a predicted model, not a curated record. The transcript has a single exon. Gene Ontology annotation, molecular function: N,N-dimethylaniline monooxygenase activity; NADP binding; flavin adenine dinucleotide binding. NCBI's taxonomy places the organism in Eukaryota, Fungi, Ascomycota, Sordariomycetes, Glomerellales, Glomerellaceae.
AUGCUCAAAGUCAAUGCUCUUAUUGUAGACAAGCAUCAGCGCAUCGGCGACUCUUGGCGCAAGCGAUACCACCAACUAGUCCUCCACGACCCGGUCUGGUACGAUCACCUACCUUAUAUCAGCUUCCCCAGUCAUUGGCCCGUAUUCACGCCCAAGGACAAGAUGGGAGACUUCUUCGAGGCUUACGCCAGCCUUCUUGAGCUUAAUGUCUGGAUGUCAACAACACUCACAAAGUCGUCGUGGGAUGAUUCAAAGAGGCAGUGGACCGUCACUCUCGACAGGCAAAAGCCCGACGGAUCCAAGGAGACUCGGACUUUGCACCCUCGCCACGUCAUUCAGGCAACCGGUCACUCUGGAAAGAUGUUCUUCCCUAGCAUCAAGGGCAUGGACAAAUUCAAGGGAGACCGCCUCUGCCACAGCUCCGAGUUCCCGGGCGCGAGGCCCAAUUCCAAGGGCAAGAAGGCCAUCGUCGUCGGUUCGUGCAACUCGGGUCACGACAUUGCCCAGGAUUUCUACGAGCAAGGGUACGAUGUCACAAUGGUACAGCGCAGCUCAACAUCCGUCGUCUCCUCAAGCUCAAUCACGGACAUUGGUCUGAAAGGUCUCUAUGACGAGGACUCACCGCCAGUCGACGACGCCGACCUCUGGCUGUGGAGCCUGCCCGCUGAACUCUUCAAAUCGCUUCAAGUCGGCACCACGGAAGUACAAAAUGCCAACGACGCCGAGCUCCUCUCAGGCCUCCAAAAAGCCGGCUUCAACCUAGACAUGGGACCUAGCGGAGGCGGCUUCUUCGUCAAGUACUUCCAGCGCGGUGGCGGCUACUACAUCGACGUCGGAUGCAGCCAGCUCAUCAUCGACGGCGAGAUCAAGAUCAAGAGCGGCCAGGAAAUCACAGAGGUUCUCCCCAAUGGUCUCAGGUUCGCGGAUGGCUCGGAGCUUCAGGGCGACGAGAUCAUCUUCGCGACGGGGUACCAGAACAUGCGCACCGAGGCGCGCAACAUCUUUGGUGACGAGCUCGCCGAUCGUGUCGGCGAUGUGUGGGGGUGGGACGAGGAGGGCGAGUUCAGGACCAUGUGGCGGCCGACGGGGCACCCUGGCUUCUGGUUCAUGGGCGGCAAUCUCGCAAUUUGUCGGUACUACUCUAAGAUUUUGGCAUUGCAGAUCAAGGCGGUGGAGGAGGGGAUCGAUCAGAACAAGAGCCACACUAAGACUUUGGGGACGGCGGGCGGUGUUCCUAAACUGUGA